AUGGAUCUCUCAAAGCUGGAACCACCAAAGAAAGAUGUCAAAACCCCCGUCAAGAAAGUUGAAAUUCCACCUGUGGGCUCCAGAGUUGUGAACGGGGGAAGCAGUUCAAGACCUUGCAGCCCCGAAAGAGAAAUAUAUGAGAAUGGAUCAAUGCAAAGUCUUGGUUUGAGCAUCUCAGGAGCCAUGAAAGUCACCAUAGGUGGGGGUUCAGGAGCCUUUGGAAGUCGCAAAAGGAGAUUGGAUGAAGAUGGCGAUUCACAAGAUAUUCCCAUGGCACCAAGACAGACUGGUAGCAUGGUGGCACAUCAUGAUGACAUCGUCACCCGCAUGAAAAACAUUAAUCUCAUCGAGUUUGGUCGGUGGCAGAUAAAACCGUGGUAUUUCUCACCAUAUCCACAGGAACUUACCUCACUGCCUAUAUUGUACAUUUGUGAGUACUGCCUGAAGUACCUGAAAAGUGCCAAAUGCUUGGAAAGACAUCUAGCCAAAUGUCUAUACAAGCAUCCUCCGGGAAAUGAAAUCUACAGAAAAGACAAGAUCUCAGUAUUUGAAAUAGAUGGCAGGAAAAAUAAGCAAUAUGCUCAACAUUUGUGUUUACUAGCCAAGCUGUUUCUAGACCAUAAGACCCUCUACUUUGACACAGACCCAUUCCUCUUCUAUUGUAUGUGUGAACAAGAUGCCAGGGGUUAUCAUUUAGUCGGAUUUUUUUCAAAGGUACUGACUUUGAAAAAGAGUCCGCAGAAGGAUUUUAAUGUAGCAUGCAUAUUGACAUUACCUCCAUAUCAGAGGAAAGGUUAUGGAAAACUGCUGAUUGAGUUUAGUUAUGAAUUGUCCAAAGUGGAAGGCAAGACUGGGUCUCCAGAAAAACCACUGUCAGACUUGGGCUUGUUGUCGUAUCGGAGUUACUGGUCUCAAACUAUUUUAGAAAUUUUACUCAAUUUAAAACCGAAUGAGGCAGGAGAGAGGCCCUGUAUCACAAUCAAUGAGAUAUCAGAGUUGACCAGCAUCAAGAAAGAUGAUGUGAUCUCCACAUUGCAGCAUCUGAACCUCAUAAACUACUACAAGGGACAGUACAUCAUCACCCUUUCAGAAGAACAGAUACAUACUCAGGAACGAGCCAUGGCUAAGAGACCCAUCCGGAUAGACCCAAAAUGUCUUCACUGGCAGCCCAAGGACUGGAGCAAGAGAGGGAAGUGGUGA
Molecule: messenger RNA, 1200 nt
Organism: Candidula unifasciata
Lineage: Eukaryota; Metazoa; Mollusca; Gastropoda; Stylommatophora; Geomitridae
Source: the annotation of a GenBank genome assembly